AUGCUGCGGAACGAUGCGAUUUCGGCCCUUGCAGUGGCGGUGGCCACGGGCUGCGAGUUCAUCCGGGUCAACGUGCACUACGGAGUGAUGGCCACUGACGAGGGCAUCGUUGAGGGAGAGGCGCACGAGACAACGCGCAGGCGCCGCUCGCUGAACGCCGACGUGCAGAUUCUGGCGGACGUGCUGGUGAAGCACGCCGAGCCCAUGGGCCAGAGCGACAUAGGACUGGUGGCGCAGGAAACGACCCGGAGAGCACUGGCCGACGGGCUCAUCGUCUCGGGACAGGCCACGGGGCGGCCCACCAACAGCUUCGACGUGUCGGUGGUGCGCCGGGCCGUACCAGACGGCUUCGUGCUGGUGGGCAGCGGCAUCAACGAGCAAAACGUGUGGCGGGUCAUGGAGCAUGCCGACGGCGCCAUAGUUGGAACAAGCCUGAAGACCGAUGGCAUCGUAACCAAACCGAUUGACCCGGACCGCGUCCGUCGGCUGGCCGAGAUCUUCGCUUCGAUGGUGUAA
Messenger RNA from Geodia barretti, 516 nucleotides. The record is from the annotation of a GenBank genome assembly. NCBI's taxonomy places the organism in Eukaryota, Metazoa, Porifera, Demospongiae, Tetractinellida, Geodiidae.